AUGGAGACAACCCGAAAACUAAGGGCCGCUGAUGGCUCAAGCGGCGGCACCCAGGAACUUCCACAUCCUACGGACGCAGAGGAAGAGGAACGCGUUCAACAGCUAACCGCCGGCGGAUUGACGUCGGCGGCCUCAUUCGGUACGGGAGACUGCGAUGGGUACGAUGCAUCAAACCGCUUUCGUUCGAACAUUGAGAGCGUGGAGAAGCCCAGACAGAUCGUUGUCCUUGUGGUAACCAUCGCUGGAGCGAGCUACUUGGGCUUCGCCCAGAACGACUCCGAUCCGGACGCGAACACGCGCGCGGCGUCGAUGGGCGUCGGCUUUCUCUUCCUCGUGCACUGCUUCCUGCAGUGCCGGGACUCUCUCUUCGUCCGGCCGCACCCGGGCAUCUGGCGGAUCGUCCACGGGGUCGGCAUGCUCUAUCUCUUCGCCGUGUCGGUGUUGCUCGUCCACCCCAAGGACGAAGCGCAGCGGUUACUGGCAAUCUUUAUCCCUGAUGUGAAAGGGUACACGUUGUCCCGCUUUGAGGCCGGCUCCCUCGAGUGCGAGCUCUCGGCGAGCGCCGUCAUUGGCCAGCUGCGGGAGGUUUGGUUCCUGGCGCACCUCGUGGGCUGGUGGUGCAAGAUGUGCCUCUUCCGAGACUGGGGUGUGUGCUGGGUCCUCUCGGUGGGCUUCGAGCUCCUGGAGCUAUCGAUGGGCUGGCUGGUGCCGCAGUUCCACGAGUGCUGGUGGGACUCCCUGAUCAUCGACCUGCUGGGCGCAAACGUUCUCGGCAUGACCCUGGGGCUCUACACGCUCAGGUUCCUGGAGACGAGGACCUACGACUGGAACAGCAAGGAGAAGUCGCACGAGCUGGCGAGAUCUCUGCGCCUGCUUGCCAAGUUCUCCCCGCUCGGCUGGAGCAAGUGGCGGUGGGAGGCCUUCAGCAGCUUGAAGAGGACGGCGCAGGUGUUCUCGAUGGUCGCGGCCACGAUGCUCCUGGAGCUCAACGCCUUCCUGGUGAUGAACGCCUUGGAGAUCCCCAACAAUUCUAACUUCAACUACAUGCGCAUGACGGUCAUCUUCCUGGUGGCCCUGUUGGCAUGCAGCGAAUACUACGAGUACUGUUCCAACCCCGCCUGCAACCGGCUGGGGCAAAACGCAUGGCUUAUUCUUGCCAUCAUGCAGGUGGAGAUCCUACUGUGGAUUAAGUUUUUCCCGCAGCCACUCAUGAACGCGUCCUCGCCCCCCGAGGUCAAGCUUCCCUGGCUCGCCACCCUGAGCCUCUUUAGCCUAUGGGUGUUGCUCUUCGUGGCGGUAAGAGAGGACCCCGCAGAUGCGGCGGCAGCGUCAGCGGGCGUGCGGGCGGGGGCACUGACCGGAGGUGUGACGAGCGCGUCGGAGUCGAUGAGCUCGAUGGGAUCGCUUCCAGACGGCGGUAGUAACGGCGGCAGUGUUGGCGACGCCGGUGGUGAUGGGCAGGGGGAUAAGACCGGGGGGGUUAGCGGCAGCGGCAAGCCGGACGGCUGCGGUGAAGGUGGAGGAGGUGGCGAUGACGCCGGCGUCGACACCAAGCCGCGGAGACGUAACAGCCUGUCGGCCAGCCGAACAAAGCGCAAGACGGCCAUGCUGGUGGCCAAGUGGGGCGCGGUGGACGCUGUGUUCAUCCUGUCCUUCAUUCCCCUCCUUUACCUCGUCAAGCAGUGGUCGUACUGACGAAGACCUCUCUCUCUCUGUGCAAGCGGCCCGUUGAGACCCACGACGAGCGUGCCUGUUCGCUUUAGUGUUGCUAUAUACCAUUUUGUUUCUUCCACACGAGCCGGCAGGGUCGGUAAGGCAUUGUCUUUCGCUUUUUUUGGGGGGGGGGAUUCGGAGGCCGUCUGGGAGCAGCAGCAAAGCAGCACACCCUGCGCGGAGCGCUUGCUUGGUGCUCGCACGUCUUGGGGCGCAUCUAAAUUGACGUAUUGGGAAUUGGAGGGAGAGGUGUUGAACAGUGUGACAUACAUACAAUAUUUGGAUCAGCCGUAAGGUGUCGAUAUAGGAGUGUAGCCUGUAGGCGGCGAGCGGGCGUGCGGACUUGGGCGUGUUUUUACUGUAGUCCCCGCAUUGCCCCGCCGCAUGCUCUCUUUUUCGUGGCCCACGGAGCCAAGAAAACGCGGCGCGUGCGCUCGUCUCUCCUUGGGGGGGUUGGAUUAUGUUCGCCAGUGUUAUCUUGGUCUGUUUUUAAGAGUGUGCGCCGGGCCGCGGCGGAGAGUCCUGCCUGCCCGGCACGCUCGCUUUAUCAGUGCAGCGCGUCUAUAGCAAGAUGAUGACGCAUCUUUGUGAUGGGCGUGGAGCGAUACGUAGGUGAAGGUGCUCAUGUAUCCAGGUGUUUGAAGGAUGUUGAGGGUGCUGAAUUCCCGUGAAGGAGUCAGGUGUCGGAAGAUGGGCACCGCAUUGGUGGUAGGGAAGUCAGGCCGACUACAAUACAGCAAGACUCGAAGAGUUUUCGCAUUGCUCGGGGCGAUGCGCUUUUGCAGCGGCGACUAGCGCGUCGUUGGGCGAAGACAGACGUACAUCCCCCAGAGAGGUAUACUGCAGUGCCUAUUUUCCAAUGUACAUGUAUGAAAGAACAAACGAUUUGUUGGGGGGCCCGCUGC
Molecule: messenger RNA, 2618 nt
Organism: Ectocarpus siliculosus
Lineage: Eukaryota; Phaeophyceae; Ectocarpales; Ectocarpaceae
Source: the annotation of a GenBank genome assembly